CUGGCGUUAGACGUGUUUCAUUUCAUCUGUGACCUCUGAAAAGCCCUUGUUUUCAACUUUGAUGAUGUCACUCCGGUUUAAGCUUGUGUUUUUUACCCCCAAAACUCACACCGCGGUGAUCCUGAGCACGCUGUUCAAACAAUGCCCGAAUGUACUCGGUAAGAUCGGUCAGUAUGAGGAAUGCGCAUUCAUCACUCCUGGAGUCGGACAGUUCAAGCCAGGGCCUGGCGCUCGGCCUCUUACUGGAGAGCCUGGCAAGCUUGAAUACGUGGAUGAGGAUAGGGUGGAAAUUGUGGUCAAUGAUCAAGGCGACAAAGUACAACUCAAGCAUGCGAUAAGUCAUUUGAAAGCGGUUCAUCCGUACGAAGAGGUUGCAUAUGAUGUCUACAGACUUGAAGACGUUUAGGUCAUGCAAACCCUUACUUGCCUUUGUUUCUCGGACGGCGGCUGGUUGUUAUCUCAAUUUGAAAUACAGCCGAGCUAAAUGGCCCAAUGCGCUUGGACUUAGUGCCACUGGUCGGGUGAAGACGUCUUACUCCUCCACCGCCUCACACUUUGGUUAUGCGAAAUGAAAAACACGUCUUGGUCUACCAAUGACCCGUCCUGCAUCGUGCCACGGGCGCGACUCAUAUUCCAACUUCGGCCGCCU
This is a messenger RNA of Suillus fuscotomentosus, 649 nucleotides long. Its product is annotated as GTP cyclohydrolase 1 type 2/Nif3. The transcript is spliced from 4 exons. The record is from RefSeq and is a predicted model, not a curated record. Bases 62 to 406 code for a protein of 114 amino acids. Lineage: Eukaryota; Fungi; Basidiomycota; Agaricomycetes; Boletales; Suillaceae.